Messenger RNA from Vombatus ursinus (common wombat), 3328 nucleotides. It is a transcript of the gene MSR1, whose product is annotated as macrophage scavenger receptor 1. The coding region runs from base 242 to 1513 and encodes 423 amino acids. Lineage: Eukaryota; Metazoa; Chordata; Mammalia; Diprotodontia; Vombatidae. The record is from RefSeq and is a predicted model, not a curated record. Gene Ontology annotation, cellular component: membrane. Gene Ontology annotation, molecular function: scavenger receptor activity. The transcript has 12 exons. Gene Ontology annotation, biological process: receptor-mediated endocytosis.
ACCUCUGUUAAUCAGGCCACGCUUGUUGCUUCUGUUUGCCGUGCAUCUCCAGCUGAAAGGGAUGAGGCUGAGGUGCUGAGUUUCAUUAUUAAGGAGAAAAGAGAGGACUCAUCUGAGGAGGGACUUUGGGACAGGCUUCCAAACAGAUGAGGAAACUGAGGCCAAGAGGUUGUGACUAACAGGACCAUAGAGCUAGUUGUGCUGCCGGACUGGGCUUCUAGUCCAGUAGCUGGAGACAGUCAUGGAAAAGUGGAAUAUACUUCCCAAUGAACAGAAUGAGAACUGUCCUUCAGACAACUGCUCAGAUUCAGUGCGAUUUGAUGCUAGGACUAUGAUGGCAAGGCUUCCAGAAAAUCUUCCCACUGUCUUUGGAUUGCAAGAAAAGCUGAAGUCCCACAAAAUCGCACUGGUUGGCCUUUAUCUCUUUGUGUUUGGGGUUCUGAUCCCAAUCACUGGAUUUGUUACAGCUCAGACCUUGAAAAUGGUAUCUGAUCACAACGACACUUUAGACAAGAAGAUUCAACAGAUCUCAGAUUUAGAAGCAAAUCUGCACUCCCAACUUUUCCAGAACCUCAGCAUAAAGAUGGAGCAGAAAUUUGAGGACCUUCUCCUUCAGGUCAGCUCCAUCAUCUCUGCUGUCCACACUCAAAGAGGAGUGCUAGCUGCUGUCAUCAACUCUGUAGCAAACUUAAAUGCCACGUUACUUGAAAUUCAGCUCGAUAUAGAGAGCUGGAAAGGCACCUGUCAAGGGAACAUCCGCAAACAGCAGGAGGAGACUGAGAGGCUGGAGGAGCAUGUGUACAAUGUGUCAGCAGAAAUCAUGACCUUGAAAGAGCAGCAGAUCCAUCUGAAUCAGGAAAUCAAAGGAGAAAUGAAACUUUUGGCUAACAUCACAAAUGACCUUAGACUAAAAGAUUGGGAGCAUUCAAUGACAUUGAGAAACAUAACAUUAAUUCAAGGCCCUCCUGGACCAAAAGGUGACCGAGGGGACAGAGGCCCCCAAGGAGAAGUGGGGGCUCCUGGCAUCACUGGCCCAAGAGGUCUUCCAGGUCUAAAAGGUGACAGGGGAUUGACAGGCCCCCAAGGGAACCAAGGCAAUCCCGGACUCCCAGGGAUUGUGGGAAGACAAGGUUUUCCUGGCCCGAAAGAGCAAAAAGGAGAAAAGAGGGAUCAGAGAUACCACUCUACUGCUCCAAUCAAAACUGUCCGACUUGUGGGUGGCAGCCAGCCCAAUGAGGGCCGAGUAGAGAUUUUCCACAAUGGCCACUGGGGCACUGUCUGUGACGACCGUUGGGAGAUACGAAAUGGAUUGGUUGUGUGUAAGAGUUUGGGCUACUCUGGAGUUGAAAAGGUGCAUAAGGAUGCCUACUUCGGAGGCGGUACUGGUAUCAUAUGGAUGAAUGAAGUCCUCUGCUUUGGAAAAGAACUGUCUCUAGAGAAAUGCUUGUUCAAAGGUUGGGGUGUGACCAACUGUAACCACAACGAGGAUGCUGGGGUCACCUGCAAGGUGUGACACCAUCCUCUUCCUCCUAAAUUGAGCACAAGGACCUCCUUCGAAGGCACUCCUUUUUUCCAACUGGGCAUGAAAAUCUUUCACCAUAUCACAUUUUAUAGAGGCAUAACAGACAGACAGAUGUUUUGCCUGGAGAGUCCUGGUGGAUGGUUUUGUCAUUUGCCACUGACUCCUUUUAACACCACGGGCACCGCUCUAUGACCCAAUUAUUGAAAGGGCAUCACCUAUAUUUUGAAGGGCAUUUCAAUUGGACGCUUCUGGUUGAAUAGUGAAUGGAAUUUCCUUAAGGGCAGAGUCUGAUUUGCUUUUGCCUUUCUAUCCCUAGUACCAGAGAUAGGACCCUGAAAAUAGUAGUCAUUCAGUAAAUGGUUAAGUCAAAUAGGAGCUCCUCAGGGGAGGGAUUGUUUGUUGUUUUUCUUUGUAUCCUCAGCACUUAGCAUAGUGCUUGGCACCUAGUAGGUACUUAAUAAAUGUUAGGUGUCUGACUGGCUGACUAACUAGUACAGCUGAUAGACAUUAUCACCAGACUCUAGUUUAUAAAAAGUCCUUAUCACUUCUCUAGUACUUUGGGGCAUUGUAGAAGAGCUUUGUUCACACCAGAUAUAGUGAGAAUUGUUGUCUCCAUCUUACACACACUAGGAAAAUGAGAUGAAAGGAGAACAACUGAUUCACCUGUGAAAACGCCAACUAAGUGUCAGAUCCAGGGCUGGCACCCAAGACCUUGAACCACAUGCCUAAAUCUCUUUUCACUACAUCAUACUCUAAUGACUUUUCUUCAAACCAACUAUCCUGGUUUUAUUGACCUGAAUGGUCAAGAGAUUGGGAUGAACUUUGGUCAUGCCCAUUCCACUAAAUCCCAGUCAUUCAUCCUAAAAAGAAAAGGAGAAGAGCCAAGAUGGGCAGCAACCCAGAUGAAUUCUACCAACAUGCCCCUCCAAACAACCUUAAAAUGACUCCUCAAAUCAAAUUUUGGAGUGGCAGAGCCAACAAAAGGUCAGAGGGAGACAUUUUCCAGACAAUAUAACUUGGGAGGUUAGCAGGAAAGGUCUGUGACACUGGAGUGGAGGCCUGUCCAGAGUGUAUGCACAGGGUAACAGCACCAACAGCAGCUCUGGGACCUCUCAAAGAUGGUUAAGGGAAUUGGACAAUCAGAAUUGCAGGUGACCAUUUGCUGGCACUGGGUACAUUUAGCAUUGAUAGGCAACUCUAUUGCUGGCACUGGGUACAUUUGGCAUUGAUAGGCAACUCUAAGCAAUUCUGUGUCACAAUUCCAGGGCAGAUAGGAUCUCUUGUCAUCAACCACAAGGUAGUAGGAGCCUUGGUCACAGUUCCAACACAGAAAGAAACACUAGUACCUGAAGCUUUAGGGGAACAGGGGGCCUAGUCACAGUUCAGGGCCCAAAGAAAUGUUAGUGUUUGUGACUGCAGGACACCAGGGGCCCUUAUUGGAUAAAAGCAAGAUCAUAGACCAGGAAAAUGGUGACUACACUUCUCCCCAAAUCACACCACCUUAGAAUCACCAAAAACUUGCAGACCCCAAUAGUAGUUCUGAAAACAACAGCAUGGAAAAGCCUAAAGCUUGGCACAAUGCCUCCCCACCUCCAGGUGAGCAGAGCCCGACUUUAACAUAUAGUUAAAAGUCAAAAAAUAGGCUGGGGAGAUGAACAAACAAGGGAAAGAGUAUUAGAUCAUAAAAAGCUGUUAUGGUGUCAAGGAAGACCAACACACAAAAUCCGAUAAUGACAACAUAAAAACAACUACAACCAAAGCCUCAAAGAAAAAUGCUAAUUGGAUUGAAGUCUAACAAGAAUUCCU